ACAAGCGUGCGACAAAUCAAUUUUACUUUUCCACGCUAAUGCGGAGCAACGGAAGUGUUUCGCAGAAUCGCGCGCGCUAAAAGGGACAAUGGAUCGUGUCGCUUUUGUGCACCGUUGCCGGGCGUUAAAGCUGUCAAUUUUUUUCGCGCGCCGUCCGUUUACUUUUUAUUACUCGUGUGUCUCUGUAUUAAUCAGACGGCGAUGAACACACCGGUAAUAAUCAAUGAAACAACGCGCAGGGGGUCGCGUCACUUGUCCACGAAACCUCACCGCGAGCGCGAAAAAAAAGGAAACAAAGCGUCGCUCUGUAUUCCUUUAACGAUGUAAGGAGUUUUGCAAUUCCAACGAGUCUCCGAGCUCGAAUGCAAAACGUCGUAUCGAAAUAAUUGACAAUCCGAGUGACAGAAGUUGCGAUUCGAUGCCGAGAUACCAAAGGUAAAAGAGAAAAGGGCGAACUUAAAAACAGCAGCCUUUUCAUUAGUACGAGUGGCGUUGCUCAUUAGCAUCCGCUUUCCCGCUGAAAGAAGUGCAGCUUCGUGCAGCUGGCCCUGUCCAAAAAGAAAAACGAGAAUGACAAAAGAACAGGCAGAAGACAUUUGGUCGAAAGCGCCCGAAGAGCUUGCGCAUGCAGGAAGACGAGGAGUCGACGGCAGGAUGUAGCAUCGGCGAGAGCGAGAGAGGGAGCGAGAGAGGGAGCGAGAGAAAGGGCGAGAGUGAGAGGAUAUUGAUUGGAGUGAGCGCAGCGUCAGAGGCAUGCGCGACCAGGCAGGCAGGCGAGCAGGCAGGCCAGGCCGUAGUCCCACGCCCGUCACCGCUCUCAGACCGCCGCCUCGUGUACCGUCGCGAGGACGAUGCUGCUGCUGCUGCUGCUGCUGCCGCUACUGGUGUCGCCGCUGCUCGCUGCUCAGCGUUUCGAUAGCGUUGCCGGCCGCGAGGUCUUGGACGAGUAGAGCGCAGGAUAAGCCAAGUUGACAGUGAAGUAGGCGCCGAGAGAAGCAGAGAGAAGAGAUUGGUCGCGAGAAUGUCCGACAGCGAGGAUACGGAAGGUUCGUGCGCCGACUGGAACAUAACGAGGGAGUGGCUGGAGGGUAUGCUGGCGGAGCACCUCGGCAACAAGGAAUGCAACAAGCCCGAGGUGAUCGACUUCCAGGUGCGUCCCGGCUGCAGCGCCGGUGAGAGCGUGCUCAGUGACAUUCUGGCCGUGAGCCUCGAGUACCGUUUGCCAAACGACAAUGCCGCCAGCAAGCAGCUCAGUCUCAUCGUCAAGAGGUUGCCUCAAGAUCCUUACAGCCGUUUUUUCGUUACCGAGGCGCAGUUCGACCUCCGAGAGAUUCGAUUCUACACGCAGGUGGUGCCGGAUCUCGAGGUGUUCCAGAAGCAGAACAGACUGGCAAACGCCGAGCCAAUAGACCUGCCGAUACCACGCUGCAUUCACGCUCAUUACAGUCCCGGUGGCGGCGGCAGCGAGGACAGUCCCGAGCUGCCCGAGUCGUUUCUCGUGUUAGAAAAUCUCGGCUCGCGCGGCUUCGAGGGCGCCGAAUUCUCGCGCGGACUCACGCUGAAGCAAGCCGAGGCCGCCCUCGACGCCGUCGCGCGACUGCACGCUCUCUCGCUCACGCUCAAGGUCAAAGAAGGAAAGCCGCUGUCCGAGAGAUACCCGUUCUUGUUCCAGACGACCAGGGCGACUGACUCCUAUCAGCAGCUGGUGGAACGGGGACUACCGCAGCUGGCCCGUUUCCUGGAGCGACGCCCGGGCCUGGAGGCCGUGCUCGAGUCGCUGCUGGCACUGCGCCCGCGCACAAAGGAAGUGAUCGCCAAUCUGCUGGCGCCCGAAGGGCCGCUGGCCUUGAUCACCCACACGGACUUCUGGUGCAACAAUCUGCUGUUUCGCGACGCGGACGACGGCAAGCUGUCCGAGUGCGCCGUGAUCGACUGGCAAAUGGUCACGUACAGUCGGCCGACCAACGACGUCGCUCUCCUGCUCGUCAGCAGUCUGCCUACCGAGCUGCGCCGGAGACACACCGCCAAUUUGCUCGACGGCUACUGGCACACGUUAAACAAGAGCUGCGCGAGCCUCGGACUCGACAUCGCCAACGAAUUGCAGUACACGAGAUCGGACCUCGAUCGCGACUAUCGGCGCAGUCAACUGCUAGCCCUAUUGCUGUGCAUCGGUUCGGUCGACGUGGCCUUGGGUGAUCCCAUGACCGAGCAGCGACUCAUCGAUGUGCUCGAGGAUUUGCACAACGACGGUGUGCUCGACAUCAAGGACAUCGUGGAGACCGUCGAGGAAACUUGAUUGGCCAAAGUCGCUAGCAAUACAGCUACGAGCACAGUAUUCACGCACAGUAUACUAUAAUUUCCCGUUCCUUUUUUUCUUUUGCCUAUCGCGCGCGCACACGAGUACACGUUCUAGGCGAAACCGACGGUAAAUACGACACGUGUACACUGGAAGAAAUAUCGCGUAAAAAUUACCGUAACUGUCACGGUAAAGCUGGGACAUUAUAGCAAUUUGUCAAUUUUUAUGAUGAAAUCGGUCCAAUUAUUAUAAAUCUAAGCAUAAGCACUGCUCAACACUCCGAGAAAUAUUACAAUUCCGCACUGUCAUUUUUCCAAAGAAUAAUAUUUCUAAUGAAUUUAUAGAAUUUUUCUGACGAUUUUCAUGAAUUUCUACAUUAUACACGUUAAAUUUUACUGUUUCAUCACGGUAAUUUAUAGUACUGAUAAUAAAGUGCAAAAAUUCACAUAGACAAAACAAUGGUGCUACGGCAGUAUCAAUUGCACAGGAUGCUCGAGUGAAAACAUUUGUUAUUGUUGUACGUUCCUGAAUUGAGGGCAAAGUAAAAAUUUUGAUUAAUUAAUUGAACAACCAAUAAUGGAAAACUAUUUAACAAUUUAAAAUUCUUCUUUGGUGGGUGUGAAUCAAAAAACUUUAGGAUUGGUUCAACAUUUUGGUUUUAUCAUUUUUAUAACCUUCAACAUUGCAAUACCUUAAACCGGAUCUGUUUUAUCAAUCGGCAGUGCCAAGUUCGGAGAGUAGGGGAAUUUUUACAAUGACGAUUCUGCAAAAUUUUAUUCAGAAUUUGAGAAAAAUUAUAAGAAAAUUCAUAAUUUUUAUACGAUAUCACUUCAAAUUUGUGAAGCAGUCAUAGUGUCUUAGCUUUACCGUGAUGCACUGUAAUUUUUAUGAAACACUUUCUUCCGUGUAGGCUACACGAGCGAGCUAAAAUAGAGAAGGGUGUAGAUUAUAAUAUUCAAAGCUGCAAGGCCGUAUCGGAGCGGUGACACGAUGCUACUUAGAUACGUCCUUCGAGCUGUCGCUAUCGCAGGCUCUGUUAGACAUUUUCAUUAUUUUUUUUUUUUUUUGCGUCACUGCCGCCCGAACAAUUUUCAAUCUCGCGCGCUGUAGCAUAUUAUAACGCGUGCAACCUUCGUCCUCUCGAUACUACAAGAGCGUCAAACGGGAUUUUGAAAAACUGCCAUUUCCAGUACGACACAUGUGAAUCGCAUGAAUAAACCGACAUUUGCAUUGAUUACAGUCGACCUGCUUAGUAAAUACAUGACCACUCAUUCAAAGAGUCUGCGGAUCGGGAGGAUAAUUCUGUCUGUGGUAUCUCAAACUUAAUUAUGCAAUACAGCUAAUAAUAAUGUCAAAGAGCGUCUAUGGCGGAAGGUCAAAUGUCAAUUCCUAAUUGUACCAUUUUUUCGCAUGUUGCUUCGAAAGCAAACGCUAUGUUGCAUUUGCUAAUAAGACGAUUCACGUCCUUCGGUAAUCCUUUUUUUUUUAUAAUAAUUUUUCCAAUUUACGUAAUAAGAGGUAAGAGAAAGAGAGAAAUAUAUCCAUAGACACUCCUUGAAAAUAAUAUAAAGUGAUACGAGGACGUCUUUCUCCGAUCGACUUCCCACUAUUGAAAAACGCGAAUUGAUUUUGCAUAAGAAAUUAAAAAAUAUAUAUAUAUAUAUAUACAACGUAUGCAUCGACUUAGCAAGCAUUGUAUUGAUAACACUGAUGAGCGAGAGAGAGAGAGAGAGAGAAAGAGAGAGAGAGAGAGAGAGAGAAAAGAGCGACAAUCGUGCGAAUGAGAACUUGUUUCCUGGAAAAUCACCUAAUCGCCGACUUGGAAUCGAAUUAUAAUAUUUCACCUUGUCGAUCAAUUGAUUCUUUUUUUUCUUAAUAACUACCGCCAGCAGCGUACAUAGAUAUUAUAAAUAAUGCCGUCACGAAUACAUAACGAGCUCAUUUUAUCGCGUACUGCUUACUGUAAAAAAGAAAAUAAAAGAAAAUGAAACAUACGAUUAAUAGCGAUCGAUAAGAUUUGUAUCUCAGUGUGCGCGAAAAUGUGAAUUUAUCAAGAAACUCGCGUCAUUUCGUUGUUUUUACACCUUUGUAAACGAGAUGACGUUAAAAAAAAACUUAAUCGAACGUCGUUCACAGACAACAUAAAAAAACCAUCUAAUAUUAUCCAAGUGACGAGUGACUCUUAUCUAUGUAAUAUGCGUGCGUACUUUGCAAACAUCGACUGUUUUCUAUGUCACAUAUUCGCUUAAUGCAGAUUUCUAAUCAGGCACGUGUUUACAUUAUACAGAGUUCAAGUGUGACGAAACUGUCUCGUCGGAUAUAAAGUUGUCAUAUUAAAAAGCGAGAAAUUCUUUUAGAUAAAUGCUUGACGUGCUUGAGUUAAAAUUUUAGACAGUGUCUGUAUAUUUGCGAGAAGCAAAAAUGGACAGGUGGAAUUUUUUCUUCUUUUUUGACUUCUAUUUUUUUUCCUUUUCUGUUCGCUUUGCUCGAUCGCUUACGCGUGCGUUCGUCCAAGUCAAAUAUACUAACAGAGGUGAUAAUUAACUAUAGCGUCGCGUCUUCAGAAAUCAUGCAUUGUUUAAUCACGAUGAUUAAAGGAUAUUGUGAAACUAUUGAAAUUGAUAAGCGAUAAAGAUGUAGAGUUUUACUCGUUUUAAUGCUUAUAUACCAAUUUUGAUUCUUUUUUUGCAUGAUCAUGUGACUGUCUGCUAAUCGAAAAUGUUCCUUGCGGUAAGUGAAUUAAAACUUGUACUCAGUGCUAAUCAUUGAUGAAACAAAUGUAUAUUAUCAUCAAUUUUACGACAUUGUUUCUGCGCUAUCAAUUAUCAAAUGUAUUUGUAUGCUGAUGAACUUCACGAGGUCAGAUAAAUGUUAAUUUUUAUUAAUUUUAUCUGUAAUUUUUAUGCCAUAUGGAAUAAAACACUGAAAGUAAAAUUACACUUUUUACCUAUAGGUCUAUUAUGAAACUCGUUUACUUAUCGUUUAAUCCGCUCUUCGUUUUCGAGCAAUGUAAUUCAGUCUUUAUUAAAAAAUAGAUGCUUGUGGAAUAAAACAUCUUUUUUUUUCAUGUGGCGCAUUGCUUGAUACGUUACCGGAAAAAUCCUCAACGAAUGAAAAAUGAAUAAAACGUGAGCGUAUGCGCUCAUUAAAAGAAACACGAUCCGCGGAUGGGCAUUCGUGCGAUGAACCGUUAUUAUCUUUACACGUCAACGAUUUAGCGAUGACGAAUGCGAAAAAAAUGAGUAAUGUAGAGAAAAUAUAACGUCGACGCAAGAGUUAUAAAAAACCUACUUUCGCGAUAAUUAUUAGUCAAGCAUUUUAUUAUCUAACACGAGAUGUUUAGAUAUCACUACAGCUAAAAAAUUUAACAAUCUAUUCAUUAACUAUUAAUUCUUGACUUGUUAAUUUAUGAAGUAUUAAAUACCAACGUUGAUUCUAUGGAAAAUAGUUUUAUAAAAAGCUAAAUGCUUAAAAUUAAAAUUAUCAUCACGCUGUUUAAAAUACAAAAAUAUCUAUUAAAAAAUUGCACAUUCAAAUGUCGAACAUUCCGAAUAAACCGAAUAAAAUA
Messenger RNA from Phymastichus coffea, 5864 nucleotides. RefSeq lists its product as uncharacterized. Lineage: Eukaryota; Metazoa; Arthropoda; Insecta; Hymenoptera; Eulophidae. The transcript is spliced from 4 exons. Bases 1022 to 2296 code for a protein of 424 amino acids. The record is from RefSeq and is a predicted model, not a curated record.